AGGGUUAUUUUUGAAAUUUUGUGUAAAUAAUUGAUGGAGUGUAUUCAACAAUUGGCAUCUUGUUCAUUUUGAAACCGAUAUUGAUAGGUCUGUUUGCCGUGAGGAAAGAACAAGCUCCGCCUCCCUCAGGCCGACGGAACAAUGCGUUGUUGGCCAAUUCAUCUUCCAUCUUCAACAACUCGCCUCCUUCGAUUUCGCUUCAUACCCUUCCAAUCCCAUUCCUCUUUCCACAACAACAACUUCACGACACAAAACCCUAAUCCCGUUCCCGUUCCCGCUCAUAUUCCCGCCGCUGUUGAUCACACCACCGUUCAUCAAACCCUAAACUCCUUCAACAACGACUGGAAACGCGCACUUGAAUUCUUCAAUUGGGUAGAAACCGAAUUUGAAUUCCGUCACUCCACAGAAACAUAUAACCUAACCCUAGAUAUUCUCGGCAAAUUCUUCGAAUUCCAACAAUGUUGGAAUUUAAUUCACAAAAUGCGCAACAAUCCUCACUCUUUCCCCAAUCACACCACCUUCCGCGUCAUGUUCAAACGCUACAUCUCCGCUCACUGCGUGGAAGACGCAGUCACCACUUUUCAACGUCUCAGUGAGUUCAAUUUGAAAGACGAAACCUCUUUCUCCAACCUCAUUGACGCUCUCUGCGAAUAUAAACAUGUCCUCGAAGCUCAAGACUUGGUUUUCGGUAAGAAAAAGACUCUUAAUUUAGCUUGGAAUGUUGAUGGGGUUCUGAGUAGUAAUAAUACUAAGAUAUACAACAUUGUUCUUCGUGGUUGGUACAAAUUGGGAUGGUGGAGUAAGUGUUGGGAGUUUUGGGAUGAAAUGGAUAAAUUAGGGGUUCAAAAGGAUCUACAUUCUUAUUCAAUUUAUAUGGAUAUUUUGUCUAAAGGUGGAAAGCCUUGGAAAGCUGUGAAGUUGUUUAAGGAGAUGAAGAGAAAAGGUAUUAAAUUAGAUGUUGUUGUUUAUAACAUUGUGAUUAGAGCCAUUGGUGUUUCUCAAGGUGUUGAUUUUUCAAUUAGGCUAUUUCGAGAAAUGAAGGAUUUGGGUUUUAAUCCUACUGUUGUUACUUAUAAUACAAUCAUUAGGCUUUUGUGCGAUAAUUAUAGAUAUAAGGAAGCUCUUACAUUACUUCGAACUAUGCGUCAAAAUGGUUGUUCUCCUAAUGCUGUUUCUUAUCAAUGCUUUUUUUCUUGUCUUGAGAAACCUAAGUUUAUAAUUGAGUUGUUUGAUGGGAUGAUUGAAAGUGGGGUUCGUCCUACUAUGGACACAUAUGUUAUGCUUCUCAAGAAGUUUGCAAGGUGGGGGUUUCUUCGAUUGGUUUUUCUGGUGUGGAAUAGAAUGGAAGAACUUGGAUGUAGUCCUGAUGCCUCUGCUUAUAAUGUUUUGAUUGAUGCUCUCGUGGAGAAAGGGUUGAUAGAUACGGCUAGGAAGUAUGAUGAAGAGAUGUUGGCCAAAGGACUUUCGUCUAAGCCGAGGAAAGAGUUGGGAACAAAGGCUUUGGGAGGAGAAUUUGUUGAGGAAUAGGUCCUUCAUUUUGAGAGAGUUGGGAACAAAGAGUCGGGACUUUCCCUGUUACUGAUAUCAGGAAACUUAAGCACAUUUCGAGACUCAGUGAUAUUUGUUAACCUCAAACUCAGUCCGUUUCUUAUCCUUACAAAUUUUGUUCUCAUUUGGUGGACCUUGUUUCCAAAAUACUAGACAGAUUUGAAUUGGUUUGAGAAAUGUCAAAUCUUAGUGCAAAUGUUAAGAAACAACCAGAGAGAACAGCAAGCUGAACUCAUACAUGCUGUGUGAUGAGACCCUACUUCAUUUGUCUUUUUUCACAAAGCUAUGUUUUAUUAAUUGGAUUGAGCUUACUAAACCAAUGUUUAUUGCUUGAACAUAGUAGGAGGCCAAACCUAAGCUGUUUAUUGCUUGAACAUAGCAGUAGGCCAAACCUAAGCUAUAGUUAUUAAGCAGGACACAACUAUUUCCUUGUAGCGUGCAAUGGGAGCGUUUGAAGCACUGGCCUGUAGGGCUGUCAAGCACCAUUGAUGGGCAGAUGGAAGUUUAAGGAUGGUUGCCGGUCUCCCAUAGCUCCAAUAUGCAACUGUUAUCGGCUGCAGAAGUCAUAGUGCUGUCACAACUAGUUUUCUGAUGCUUGUUAUCCUGUGAGUUGCUGGUAUCAGUAAUUAAGUAUUAUCAUAUCAUGUACUAUCUGGGAAGUUGACCAUUUCUUUUCAACAAGGAAUGCAUUUGGCUCACAAUAUUGCCUUACUUAUCCAUUGAAGUAUUAGGGGGUUUUCAACUGAUAAUGGAUUUGCUCAUCAUAUGCAAGUGACUUAGCUCCAACAUCUUUCUUGAUAUCUUGUGAUAUAAUAAAUCGGAUACAUUUUAUAUAUUGAACACUAUAUGAAUCAAGUUUAUGUCUUGGUGAGUGUCGUAGCUUUAGGUGUAAGCUUUCAUUUGUUAUUGAGCUUUAGGUGUAAGCUUUCAUUUGUUGUUGAUUUUACUUUAUUUGGACCUCUACAAGUUGAGAAAAGAUGGUCAAAAAUUUCAACUUUACGCCAAACAAAUAGAAGAAUUCCUUAGCGGUGGAGACCA
Lathyrus oleraceus (garden pea) is the source of this 2586-nucleotide messenger RNA. Its product is annotated as pentatricopeptide repeat-containing protein At1g80550, mitochondrial. Gene Ontology annotation, cellular component: mitochondrion. Gene Ontology annotation, molecular function: mRNA binding; protein binding. The transcript has a single exon. Bases 142 to 1527 code for a protein of 461 amino acids. The record is from RefSeq and is a predicted model, not a curated record. Lineage: Eukaryota; Viridiplantae; Streptophyta; Magnoliopsida; Fabales; Fabaceae.